This is a messenger RNA of Penaeus vannamei (Pacific white shrimp), 2807 nucleotides long. It is a transcript of the gene lab, whose product is annotated as labial. Gene Ontology annotation, molecular function: RNA polymerase II cis-regulatory region sequence-specific DNA binding; DNA-binding transcription factor activity, RNA polymerase II-specific. The record is from RefSeq and is a predicted model, not a curated record. NCBI's taxonomy places the organism in Eukaryota, Metazoa, Arthropoda, Malacostraca, Decapoda, Penaeidae. Gene Ontology annotation, cellular component: nucleus. Gene Ontology annotation, biological process: regulation of transcription by RNA polymerase II.
GGUGAGCCACGGCCCCAUGAACAACACCAACAUGGUGUACGGGGUGUGUAACGCCGAGUCAGGCUAUCAUAGUCAGGCAUACUCUUCCGAAUUACAACACUACUAUGCGCAGUGUCAGUCUCACGAGGUUGUACAGGGCCAGACCUAUAUCCCGCCCGCCCUCACGCCCACGGACCACCACCGCCCGCAGCACACGAACCUGCAGGACGCCCACGUGCCCUCGUCGUACACCAACUUGGACGAUUACAGCAGCGUCGGAUACCCCGGGCACGCAGCAGGAGGCAUGAGCGCCGCACAGCACCACGUCACGCAGGGCUACGACUACACGAGCGCGGUGCAGGCGGCGGCCGUGGCGGGGGGCGUCGGCGGGCAGACGGGCGUGAUGUCGCCAGCAAGUGCGGGCUACCCGGGCUACUUGGACCCCGCCGCCCAGUACCGACACAUGAGCAUGGGGCUCUACGCCCAUCACGAGGGCGUGCGAGAGGCGUGCGGCGUGGGCGGCAUGAUGGGCGGCUCGCCACACGGCCUGCCGCACCACCAGCCGCAGCAGACGGUCCCCACCUACAAGUGGAUGCAAGUGAAGAGGAACGUCCCGAAGCCAGCGCCCAAGACGGACUACGGCGGCUUCGGCGGCGGGACGGGACGCACCAACUUCACCACCAAGCAGCUGACGGAGCUCGAGAAGGAAUUCCACUUCAACAAGUACCUGACGCGCGCGCGGCGCAUCGAGAUCGCGUCGGCGCUUCAGCUCAACGAGACGCAGGUCAAGAUCUGGUUCCAGAACCGCCGCAUGAAGCAGAAGAAGCGCAUGAAGGAGGGCCCAUCCCCCCCGACCCCCCACCGUGUCACCCCGCGAGAACAGCAACGACUCCGACUCGACGACCAACACCAGCGGCGGCGCGGGCGGCGGCUCGGGCGGACCGGCGGCACCACCACCGGCGGCGGCGGCGGCGGCGGCGUGACCACCAAGCCCGAGUCGCCGGGCUCCGUGGGCGGCGGCACCAGCGCCUCCCAGCCCCUGCAGGUGCCCACGAGCGCCAGCAAGCCCAAAACGCAGGCGCUGCCCGCCACCACCCAGAGCCCCUCGUAAGGGCGCCCUUGGGCCUCGGGUCCGAAUGAGCUUUAACCCCGAGCCUCGCCGUGGGCGGUGGCAGGGUGAGGGCGGCGCCCGCGGCGGCCCCCGAGGGCCUGCCGCCGGGUUUGCCAAACGUUCUCAGGGUUCCUCUUAUCAUAGCCGGCAGUCGCGUCGUCGGGCCGCCCGCGGCUCCUUGUACCAGUGUCAGACGCACACCACUGCAGCAGAAGGCGGCACCUCCCGCCGCCCGCCUCCUCGACACGCCCACGCGCCCGCCAGGCCCUCGCCGGGCCAGCGGGGGCGCGGGGCGCCCGAGAGGGCCUGCCGUCGAUCGCGGAACCGAACCUUGUGAUGCAACGCGUGCAACUCUCUCUCGCAACGUCUCUUCUUCGCGUCCUGAGCGCCGGCGCCCCGGGCCCCGCGCGGCGCCCGGCGAAGGGGCUGCAGGUGCGGCCCCGGGAGAUGCGGCGGCGAAGGGCGCGCCCCGGGGGUCCGCCUGGGCUACCUUGUCACUGAUCCUGUCGGGCCUGUGGGACCUGCAGGAGUGGCUGCAGGACCUCUCGGCUUCUAGCGACGUCACGGCGGUGGCUGUCAUCAUCACUCUUCUAGCUCAGGGAAUUUGAUCACUUCAUGCUGCAGCCUUUCACGCUGGCCCUUGCCGGCGGGGCUCCCUCGAGCGCGCGCGCGCCCGGAGGAGCCGCGCCGCAGGAGGUCAACCUCAUCGGCCUCUCUUCAUCGGACUUCUUCUGGGAUGAAAGUCGUUUUUUAUUUUGUCAAUCUUUUUUUAUUUCAUUUGACUUCCUGGCUUGAGCUUCGAGGCUUAUUUUUGAAUGUUAGAAAAGAAAAAACAAACGAAAGUGACAAUGCGGAGGCGACCCCGGCUUUCCCAGGCUUCACGUGCAAUAUUCUUUCUGUGGGAAGGUUGUGGUGUCUUGAAUAUGGUGACAUGAGGAUUAGUUGAAAGUGUAAUGUAUGUAGUGAUGGAUGUGUAUAUAUUAUAUAAAUAUAUUUUUCUGGUAAACAUACCAUAUUGUCCGCAUUGUUGGCUGCAAUAGGGAUGUCCCCUUUCAAUGCUAUGUAAUAAGUUAAGUAUAUUAUUUUAUUUUUUUCGUCAUUUUCUAAUAAAAAAAAAUCAUUUUCACGGAUAUUAUUGCAUCUGAUGUCGAUCAUUCACUGGGAAUCCAUCAUGCAUUAUUAAACCUUUACAUUUGAGAUGCCAGUCAUCACAAACUGAGGAAGAUAAGUUAUUUAAUUUAGUGUCAUCACACUUUUAGAAUUCUUAAAAGUGUGAUGACAAAAAGAUGAUCAAAAGGGAGAUAUUAUGAUCGCUAUAUCUUAUUAAAAAUCAUCCUUCAAGUAAAAAAAAAAAAAAAAAAACUAUGGAGGGAGUGGCGUGAAAACCCGAAUAAUAGUUCACGCAAAAUUUUGAAGAAAAAAAAUCAUACCACAAAAAAAAAUAUAAUAAUAAUAGAAAAGUUCAGAUCAUCUUUUUUCUUUUUCUUUUCUUGUUUUCACGGGAAAAAAUCACAGAAAAAAAACACACCAGAUGCCUUUAAUAUUUAUCUAAUGACAUAAAAUGAGCAAGUUUAUAUCGGGUUUCAAUCAAGCUUUUGUUAUUUUACAUCUGUGUGUGGACAAGUAACAUACACUUUGUCAGACAUUGAUACAUUCCACAAUCGCUGGUCCUACCCCCCCCUUACCCCCCCCAUCCCCGUUUUCAAUCACCUUCCCC